Zea mays is the source of this 1298-nucleotide messenger RNA. RefSeq lists its product as uncharacterized. Bases 101 to 1198 code for a protein of 365 amino acids. The record is from RefSeq and is a predicted model, not a curated record. Lineage: Eukaryota; Viridiplantae; Streptophyta; Magnoliopsida; Poales; Poaceae. The transcript is spliced from 2 exons. Gene Ontology annotation, molecular function: protein dimerization activity.
UUACACUCGGCAAAGUGUUUGCCGAGUGUUUUCUAGGUUUUGCCGAGUGCCUAAGGCACUCGGCAAAGGAGCUGUGUCCGGUAGUGUAGAGAAUGAUGACAUGUUAAGGGGGAGAGGGAGAAACCAAGCAACUAAUUUAACAAGAGCUGGGGAUACUAGAUGGGGAUCACAUCAUAAAACCUUGUGUCGUCUUCAACUCAUGUGGAGUGCUGUCUUAGAGGUGUUAGAGAAUGUAUGUCAAGAUGCCACUAAUCUAGCACAAAGAACCAUAGCGACAUGUUUAUUAGAGAAAAUGGAGAGCUUUGAGUUUGUUCUUGUGUUACACCUCAUGAUCAAAGUUUUGGGUAAGACUAAUGAUCUGUCACAAUGCUUGCAAAAGAAAGAUCAAAAUAUUAUUCGUGCCAUAGGAUUGGUUGGUGUCACAUUGCAAAAAUUAAAUGAGAUAAGACACCAUGGUUGGGAUGCUAUUUUUGAAGAGGCCAAGGAUUUUUGUCUCAAGCAUAAUAUUGUUGUCCCAGAUAUGUCAGCGGAAAUAGUUAGAAGAGGAUGUUCUAGAGGCCAUAGAGGACAAUUGGUUACUUAUUAUGAGCAUCUUCAUCAUGAAAUAUUCAAUGUGGUGUUGGAUCAAGUUAUAGUUGAGUUUAACAAUCGUUUUGCUGAAAGGUCUACUCAACUCUUGAGAUGUGUUGCUUGUCUUGAUCCCAGUAAUUCUUUUGCCAACUAUGAUGAAGAUAAGCUUGUUGAACUUGCACAAAUUUAUGUCGAUGACUUCACAGAAUAUGAUUGUAUAGUUCUUAGAGACCAACUUGAUACAUUCAUUACCGAAGGAAGAGAAGAUUCAAGUUUCCUAUCAUGUUGUGAUCUUGGUAAUCUUGCUAUGAAGAUGGUUAAGACAGAUAGACAUAUUGUAUUCCCAUUGGUUUAUCGUCUAAUUGAAUUGGCUUUGAUUUUUCCUGUUGCGACUGCAACUGUAGAAAGAGCAUUUUCAGCCAUGAAAAUCAUCAAGACAGAUUUGCGAAAUAAGAUGGGUGAUGAAUGGAUGAGUCAUUGUAUGAUUUGCUAUAUCGAGAGGGAUAUAUUUGCAAGUAUUGAAGAUCGUCAAAUUAUAGAGCAUUAUCAAGCCAUGAGAACACGAAGGGAGCAAAUACCAAAGACAAGAAAUAUUUAUAUUGUUGAUGAAAGCAACCUAAGUAAUUGAUGAAUUGGUCAUUGAGACAAAGAUCUAUCAUUUUCUUAAUUAGGCAACCACUUGUUUUAGUCAAUUUUACGUUAUUUUGGAAUUGUUGUGUUCAUAUGAA